Drosophila innubila is the source of this 859-nucleotide messenger RNA. RefSeq names its product proteasome assembly chaperone 2. The transcript has a single exon. The coding region runs from base 50 to 793 and encodes 247 amino acids. The record is from RefSeq and is a predicted model, not a curated record. NCBI's taxonomy places the organism in Eukaryota, Metazoa, Arthropoda, Insecta, Diptera, Drosophilidae. Gene Ontology annotation, biological process: proteasome assembly. Gene Ontology annotation, cellular component: nucleus; cytosol.
CAUAUUUUUGUUGACUUUUAAUUUUAGAACUCAAAACUUGUUCAACAAUAUGUUAUUUCUUAAAAAUAAAGCAAAAACACUUGAUGUGGCAAAUUACACGGUCAUUAUACCAAGUAUUUGUGUGGGCAACGCCGCUCAAUUGGCUUGCGACCUGUUAAUUGCCUCCAAGAAGCUGAAACGCAUUGGAAGCUUAUCCCAUCCAGCCUUAAUACCGGUAUAUGGACCUUCGGCCUAUCAGCAUGAACCAAACGAGCUCGUAUCAUCCUGUGAGCUCUAUGAAUCGACGGAAGAUAAACUGUUAGUGAUUCAAUUCCGAGCACCGCUUAUUGCACGACACACAAAAUCUUUUCAAAAUAAUCUUGUGGAUUUGCUGAAGCCAGCACGUCGUGUGGUCAUCCUCAGUGGCAGUUUUGGCUUCGAGCGACGUGUCAUCGAGGAUUCCCCUUGGGCUUAUCGUGCCAGUGACAGCUUUAAGGCAGCUCAUGCCACGCAGCUGGGAAACGCCGCCUUGGUGAAGUGGAAGGAGCACACUGGCGAGAACAUCUUUGGCGGCGGCAAUGCAUUGCAGCUGUUUAAGGCAUUUGAGGAACAACAGGUGCCUGUCAUGCUGCUAUUCCGCUAUCUCCUGGAGGGCGACAACUCCACAGAUGCCUCCCUGAUUGUGCGGGAGCUGAACGAACUAUGCGAGGAUUUCCUCCAGUUACGCGACGGCGGCGACGGCAGCUUCAAGCUGACCGUACCAAAGUCCUGGAAUCUAUUAUUUGGAAAUGAUGUAACCGAGUUACUAUUUUAGUUCUUGGCAUUUAUUUGGGCACAAGAUUCUUGUUAUAAUAAAAGCUAAUCUUUUGGUGUAGGAUAA